CCCUAAUUUUAGUUAAUUAAAACUUAGGGUCUCUUUGGGACUUUGGGUAUGGACUUAGAGGGAGGGGUUGUGAUGGAGCGCUCCCCGUCGUCUGGAGUAAUCCUCUUGAGCCUUUUUCCUAUCUUUGGUUCUGUCAGUGCAGGCUUGGUCCGUGUGCUGAUGUUUACAUGACCUCCCUCCUCCUGUUGGCUUCUGUCUUUUUUUCCACGGGGAGCUGACAGGGACAGGACACCGGCGUGACACGGAUCUGAGCAUCACGGGGAUGCACUGAGGACCGGAACAGACCGUCGGUCACGGGGAACGGUGUCUGUGACUCAUCUGGAUUUGGAUCCGCUCUAACCUCGAACAAUUUCUACCGUUAAACAUGAGCGGGAGAGUUGGAGAUCUGAGUCCGAAACAGGCUGAGGUGUUACAGCAGUUUCGAGAGAGGACGCAAGAUAUUCUUCCACAACUUCCGGCGCAACAUGACCACUUCCUGUUACGGUGGCUCAGAGCCAGAAACUUCAAUCUCCAGAAGUCUGAGGCCAUGCUGCGAAAGCAUUUGGAGUUCAGGAAACAGAUGAAAGUAGACGCAAUCAUCACAGACUGGCGACCACCAGAGGUCAUAGAGAAGUAUUUGUCAGGAGGGAUGUGCGGUUAUGACCGUGAGGGGAGUCCCAUCUGGUACGACGUCAUCGGACCCGUGGAUCCCAAAGGCCUCUUCCUGUCCGCCUCCAAACAGGACUUUAUCAAGUCCAAGAUCAGAGACUGUGAGAUGUUACAGAAGGAGUGUAACCUGCAGUCACAAAGGUUGGGGAAAAAUGUGGAGUCGAUUACGAUGGUGUAUGACGUUGAAGGUCUGGGUCUGAAACACUUAUGGAAGCCGGCCAUAGAAACAUAUGGAGAGAUCCUGCAGAUGUUUGAAGACAACUACCCUGAAGGUCUGAAGAGGCUGUUUGUUAUUAAAGCCCCCAAACUUUUCCCUGUGGCCUAUAACCUGGUCAAACACUUCCUGAGUGAGAACACACGACAGAAGAUUCUAGUUCUGGGAGAUAACUGGCAGGAGGUUUUACUCGAGUACAUCGAUGCUGAGGAGCUGCCGGUCAUAUACGGGGGUAAAAUGACGGAUCCUGAUGGAGACCCCACAUGUCGGUCCAGGAUAAACCACGUGGGUCCGGUUCCCCCCUCCUACUACGUCAGGGACCACGUUAAGGUGGACUACGAGCAGUGUCUCACCGUCAGUCGGGGCUCGACCCAGCAGAUGGACUAUGAGAUCCUGUUCCCCGGCAGCGUCCUCAGGUGGCAGUUUGCCAGUGAGGGAGCUGACAUCGGCUUUGGUGUGUUCAUGAAAGCUAAAAAGGGCGAGUGGAAGAAGGCGGCUCAGAUGCAGGCGGUGGUGCCCAGUCAGCGCUACAACGCCCACUUAGUGCCCGAGGAUGGAUCUGUGACGUGUGAACGUGCAGGAGUGUAUGUACUGCGAUUUGACAACACGUACAGCAUCUUCCAGGCCAAGAGGAUCAGCUUCAGUGUGGAAGUCCUGCUCCCGGACCGGCUCCAGGCCCAGGUGGCCAACAUAAGGUCCAGAGACAAUGACCCGGCAGGAGGCAACAGCCAGUCCUAACCCGGACCAGGACGCCUCCAGGUCACAGUAGAUGAGCUUCAGGACACUGGACUGGGAUAAAGAUCACAACAUCCUUGGAAAGAACAGAGGAAACGCAUCUGAUGGACAGUUUACAGACACUCAGGUUUCCACAUGGACACUGUGAUCUUUCCUCCUGUUCAGACUGGAUCCCAGGCCCUGCUCAGACCCUUUAUUAACC
Molecule: messenger RNA, 1799 nt
Organism: Sphaeramia orbicularis (orbiculate cardinalfish)
Lineage: Eukaryota; Metazoa; Chordata; Actinopteri; Kurtiformes; Apogonidae
Gene: sec14l8
Product: SEC14-like lipid binding 8
Exons: 12
Coding region: 365-1600 (411 amino acids)
Cellular component (GO): cytoplasm
Source: RefSeq, a predicted model, not a curated record